Messenger RNA from Folsomia candida, 1403 nucleotides. Its product is annotated as gastrula zinc finger protein XlCGF7.1-like. Bases 463 to 1383 code for a protein of 306 amino acids. The record is from RefSeq and is a predicted model, not a curated record. Lineage: Eukaryota; Metazoa; Arthropoda; Collembola; Entomobryomorpha; Isotomidae. The transcript has 4 exons. Gene Ontology annotation, biological process: regulation of transcription by RNA polymerase II. Gene Ontology annotation, molecular function: DNA-binding transcription factor activity; RNA polymerase II cis-regulatory region sequence-specific DNA binding.
CAGUUGAAGCUUCGAGGGGACAAUUUUUCACGAUUCUAUAAAUAUUGAGACAAAAAAUUAAGCAAGCAUUGAAUCCAUGGUUUUCCACACAAAUGAACACCCUGGAUUUUAAAAUUUUUUGUAAAUAAGUUCAUUGGCCAGUGGUUGCCCCUUCUUCAGUCUUAAUGCAUAUGUAUUCAGUUUUAAGGAAAUAAGUUGUUAAAAAGAGUUGCAGAGAGGGAUUGGUAAGUAUGUGAGGUUGGCAUUAUUUCUGAUCCAUGCACAUGUUUUCAAAACUCGAGAGCAAGUUGGGUCGCUUUUAAGUAGUAACCAGUUAUCUGGUUGAGGGGUCCAUGUGAGAAGGUGUAUAUUUGUGUCCCUUGGUCCAUGUGCCUAACCACGUGCUCACUUCACGUAAGUCGUUAUUUUCGACAUUAGCAAAAACUACAGUGCAAAUUAGGAAGAAAUGAGGUGGAAAUCAACAUGGAGACAGCAGGAGGAUAUAAAUUGGAAUGUCCACACUGUUCAAAAAAGUUUGCCAAAAAAGACAAGUUUGCCAGACAUGUCGCGACACAUGAUCCAGAUGCCAGAGUAAAAUGUGAAAUUUGCGGGAAGAUGUUAAAAAACGCCUCCCUCUCCUCCCAUAUGAAACAUUUACACGGCAACCCGGCCAGAAUAGCGUGCACCACGUGUCCCAAAACUUUUUCCACGGCGGGAUAUUUUCGACAGCAUCUCGCAACCAUUCACAGCUUGGUGGAACGACCCCGCUAUCCGUGCACAUUUCCGGGCUGUACGAAAUCCUACCUGGACCAUGGGCACAUUGCAAAGCAUAUUAAAAUGGAACAUGUCCAGAAUCCGGCCCGAUUUCCGUGCACGCUUUGCGGAAAAGAGUUUAAGGCGAAGAAAGAUCUCGGGCGUCAUAUUGGGAAACACACGAAGGAAAAGUCUCACGUGUGCGGCACGUGUGGAAGAGGUUUCAGAGAAAUGUCCGAUUUGAGGGGGCACGAGGUCACCCACCAAAAUAAGGCCACCAGGACACUUUUCCAAUGUCAACUCUGUCCUCGGACUUGUUUCCGUUCAGCUAGUUUGCGUCAGCACAUUCGGACCAUGCACGAGAAAGAGAGGAACUACGUUUGUAGAUUUUGCGAUAAGAAAUUUAUGUCACCAGAGGUUUUAAGGAACCACGAGCGAAAUAUACAUUCCACAAACCAAGAUGAUUUCCCCUCUUGUGACAAAUGUGGGUACAAGACUUUCUUUAAGCACAAUUUGAGAAGACAUAUGAAAAGACAUGAAACUGAGAGUGGAUUUGACUGCUACUUCUGUGGAAAGAAUUUCAUCAUUUUUACAAGAUUGGUCAAACAUUCUUGUAGAUUGCAUACAAUGGAGAAAUAUGAGAAAUAUUAAUUUAUUAUAUAGAAAAUGAA